Messenger RNA from Vigna radiata var. radiata (mung bean), 1686 nucleotides. RefSeq names its product verprolin. The record is from RefSeq and is a predicted model, not a curated record. The coding region runs from base 1 to 1686 and encodes 561 amino acids. Lineage: Eukaryota; Viridiplantae; Streptophyta; Magnoliopsida; Fabales; Fabaceae. The transcript has a single exon.
AUGCCCCACCGUCGCUCCUGGCACUCAUCGCCACCCUUACUUAGCCCUCCACUCAUAAUCAUUCUCUUCCCCAUCGUCAUUCUCACCAUCCUCUUUCUCGCUCUGCCGCCGCUCCUCUCCGCUGCCACGCGCCUCGUACGCCCUGCCUCCGUCAAGACCAGCUGGGACUCCCUCAACAUCCUUCUCGUCGUUUUCGCAAUUCUGUGCGGCGUCUUUGCCAGACGAAAUGAGGACGAACAGACCCCAAGAAAUAACCACCACGACGCCGUUCCGGAUCGAAACGCUGCGUUUCGACAAGUCCCUUCCGAAGGACAACCUCAGUGGCUUGGGUUCACAGGGGAAAGAAAGGAGUAUAUUAAUGAUACCCCUCUCAACCGGUUUCAGUCACCUGCAACCGGUGAUACACGGUUGAGGAUGAGAAGAAACAGCAGCUCUUAUCCAGAUCUGCGCCAGUGGGAAACCGGCGAUGACCGGUACAAGUUCCGCUUCUUUGAUGACUUCGAAAUCGACAAGCAGUUCCGCACGCCGGCUAGGGACCAUUUCCCCGCUUUCGACCACCGCAAACGAUUGCCGGAAUCAUCACCAUCACUGUCACCACAACCACAACAUCAGCAUCAACACCACGAACAACAGGACGAUGAAGAAAAGGAAAUUCCGGUUGAUACCUUCGAAACUCGUCCUUCAUCACCGCCGGUGAAAUCAACUACGCCAACUCCUCCACCACCACCGCCGCCUCCUCCUCCGCCGGAAUCGGCCCGUCGCAAUGCAGGACGGUCGCGUCGGAAAACAGAGAGAGUCAGUGAGAUAACCGUCGAGCUCGACGAGCGCGAGUUCACAACGAUCCGCUCUCCGCCUCCGGCUCCUCCGACACCGCCUUCGCCAUCGGCGAAGGUGCGAUCGGAGCGUAAGAGCGAACGAAAGAAGAGCAAUGUGAAGAGAGAGAUAGCGAUGGUUUGGGCUUCAGUUCUCUCCAACCAGCGAAAGAAAAAGAAGAAGCAAAGAGCAAAAAAUAACCACGAUCAACAUUACGAAGAUAAUCCCGACGAAUUAACGAACAGCACGACAGUGCCACCACCAACGCCGCCACCUCCACCACCUCCUCCGCCACCAACUUCAAUGUUCCAAAGUCUAUUCCGAAAAGGACUAGGCAAGAGCAAGAAAAUCCACUCAGUGUCACCGCCACCACCCCCGCCACCUCCUCCGCCGUCGAAGCGGUGGUCAAAGCGCAAGAGCCACAUCCCUCCUCCGUCUCCUCCAUCUCCUCCGUCUCCCCCACGCCGUCGAAACACGGGGCGACCACCGCUGCCGAGCAGAAACGUCAAUUUCCACGACGAGAUUCACGAGUCAGCUAACGUCGGGAAUCAGUCGCCGCUGAUUCCAGUUCCGCCACCGCCUCCGCCGUUCAAGGUGAAGGCGAUGAAGUUCGUGGUCCGUGGAGAUUUCGUGAAGAUACGCAGCAACCAGAGCUCGCGGUGUAGCUCUCCAGAAAGGGAGGAGAUUAUAAUGAAUGUAUCGGAAAGUACAGUGAGUGAGAGUGUUACGGAUAGUAACGGCGUUUUCUGUCCAAGCCCCGAUGUGAACAUUAAAGCUGAAUCUUUCAUCGCUAAGCGCAGGGGAGAGUGGAAGCUCGAAAAACUGAACUCCUUGAAGGAGAAAAGCAAUGUCUCAUUGCCUCGUAGGUUGUAG